Molecule: messenger RNA, 1598 nt
Organism: Oryza brachyantha (malo sina)
Lineage: Eukaryota; Viridiplantae; Streptophyta; Magnoliopsida; Poales; Poaceae
Product: patellin-6
Exons: 4
Coding region: 99-1367 (422 amino acids)
Molecular function (GO): lipid binding
Source: RefSeq, a predicted model, not a curated record
CACCGCCACCACGCCACGCUCGCCUCCGCUCCACUCCAUUUCAAAAUCUCCGCCACCCCCACACCCCACGCAUUUCCACAAACACCUUCCUUCCCCCCAUGUCUCCGACCGCCUCGCCAUCCCCCGCCGCCGCCGCGGUGGCGCCGCCCAAGCCGCCUGGGGCUGGGGCCAAGCGCAGCCUGAUGGCGUCGCUGAUGGAGGCCACCGCGCUGCUGCGGUCGUCGUCGUUCAAGGAGGACUCCUACGUGGCCUCCGCGCUCCCGGCCUCCGACCUCCGCGCGCUCGCCGACCUCAGGGCGCUGCUCUCCACCCACCCGGAUCCCAUCUCCAUCUGGGGCGUCCCGCUCAACCCUCCUCCCCCCGGCCCCGCCGACGACCGCGCCGACGUCGUGCUGCUCAAGUUCCUCCGCGCGCGGGACUUCCGCGUCCGCGACGCGCACGCCAUGCUGCUCCGCUGCGCGGCGUGGCGGGCCGAGUUCCGCGCCGACGCCGUGCUCGACGAGGACCUCGGGUUCAAGGACCUCGAGGGCGUCGUCGCCUACAUGCACGGCUGGGACCGGGAGGGCCACCCGGUCUGCUACAACGCCUACGGCGUCUUCAAGGACAGGGACAUGUACGACCGCGUCUUCGGCGACGGCGACCGCCUCGCCCGCUUCCUCCGCUGGCGCGUCCAGGUCAUGGAGCGCGGCGUCCGCGCGCUCCAGCUCCGCCCCGGCGGCGUCAACGCCAUCAUCCAGGUCACGGACCUCAAGGACAUGCCCAAGCGCGAGCUCCGCGCUGCCUCCAACCAGAUCCUCUCCCUCUUCCAGGACAACUACCCGGAGAUGGUCGCGCGCAAGGUCUUCAUCAAUGUGCCCUGGUACUUCUCGGUGCUGUUCGCCAUGAUUUCUCCGUUCCUCACCGAGCGCACCAAGAGCAAGUUCGUCAUUGCGCGCGAGGGCAACGUCGCCGAGACGCUCUUUAAGUUCAUCCGGCCGGAGCUGGUGCCGGUGCAGUACGGCGGGCUGAGCCGCGCCGGCGAGCUGGAGAACGGCCCGCCGAAGCCGGCGUCCGAGUUCACCAUCAAGGGCGGCGAGAAGGUCUUCCUAGAGAUCGACGGCAUCGAGGCCGGCGCGACGAUAACGUGGGACCUGGUCGUCGGCGGGUGGGACCUGGAGUACGGCGCGGAGUACGUGCCGGCGGCGGAGGACAGCUACACGCUGUGCGUGGAGCGGACGAGGAAGGUGGCGGCCGCCGCCGACGAGCCGGUGCACAACGCAUUCACGGCGAGGGAGGCCGGCAAGAUGGUGCUGUCCAUCGACAACUCCGGCUCGCGGAAGCGGAAGGUCGCCGCGUACCGGUACUUCGUGCGCAAGCCGUCGGCGUAGGGUCGGGCGGCGGUGGCCGGCGGCUCGCCGGCCGGCCGGGAGGAUGGACGCGGGGCUAGUGGAGUGCUUUGCUUCGUUGCUUGGCUUUGAAGAUGAGAGGUUUUUAUUUAUUUAGGGCUACUUAAUUAGUGCAUGUACUAAUGCCAUAUGUAGAAUAUAAAUUGUAAGAGCUGUCACAACGAACGUAUCGUUAUCCUUAUAAAGCUUCGAGUUCACUGUUUUUUUGGCUAA